Falco peregrinus (peregrine falcon) is the source of this 6135-nucleotide messenger RNA. Its product is annotated as E3 SUMO-protein ligase PIAS2. The transcript is spliced from 14 exons. The coding region runs from base 130 to 1869 and encodes 579 amino acids. Gene Ontology annotation, biological process: regulation of transcription by RNA polymerase II; protein sumoylation. Gene Ontology annotation, molecular function: zinc ion binding; transcription coregulator activity; SUMO ligase activity. NCBI's taxonomy places the organism in Eukaryota, Metazoa, Chordata, Aves, Falconiformes, Falconidae. The record is from RefSeq and is a predicted model, not a curated record.
CCCCACAGCCCCCCCCUCCCCCGCCGCGCCGGCGGAGCCGCCCUCCCCCGUCACGUGCCGGGGGCGCGCGCAGGGUGCACGAUGGUGGCGGCGGGGCCCGGCGGCGGCGGCGGCAGCAGCGGGUAGAAAAUGGCGGAUUUCGAGGAACUGCGGAAUAUGGUGUCAAGUUUUCGUGUUUCUGAACUACAAGUGUUGUUGGGGUUUGCUGGACGUAAUAAAAGCGGGCGGAAACAUGACCUCCUGAUGAGGGCACUGCACUUACUGAAGAGCGGCUGCAGCCCAGCAGUUCAGAUAAAAAUCAGAGAACUCUAUAGGCGUAGGUACCCAAGGACGAUUGAAGGACUUUCGGACUUACCAGCUAUAAAACCGACAGUUUUCAAUUUGGACAGUAGUUCCUCUCCUGUCGAGCCUGACCUGGCUGUUGCUGGCAUUCACCCACUCCCUUCAACUUCGGUCACGCCUCAGUCUCCUUCCUCGCCUGUCAGUUCUGUGCUUCUUCAGGACACUAAGCCCCACUUUGAGAUGCAGCAGCCAUCCCCUCCAAUUCCACCAGUGCAUCCUGAUGUUCAGCUGAAAAGCCUACCUUUUUAUGAUGUGCUUGAUGUGCUUAUAAAACCUACAAGUCUAGUACAGAGCAGUAUUCAGAGGUUCCAAGAGAAGUUUUUUAUCUUUGCUUUAACACCUCAACAGGUCAGAGAAAUCUGUAUUUCCAGGGACUUCUUGCCAGGGGGCAGGAGAGACUACACAGUCCAAGUUCAGCUAAGGUUAUGCCUAGCAGAGACAAGCUGCCCUCAAGAAGAUAAUUACCCUAAUAGUUUGUGUAUUAAAGUAAAUGGAAAGCUGUUUCCGUUGCCGGGAUAUGCUCCACCGCCAAAAAAUGGAAUAGAACAGAAGCGACCUGGGCGCCCCUUGAAUAUAACAUCUCUGGUUAGGUUGUCGUCGGCAGUGCCAAACCAGAUUUCCAUUUCCUGGGCUUCCGAAAUUGGAAAGAAUUACUCCAUGUCUGUGUAUCUCGUUCGUCAGCUUACUUCAGCAAUGCUCUUGCAGAGAUUAAAAAUGAAAGGUAUCAGAAACCCCGAUCAUUCCAGAGCACUGAUUAAAGAAAAACUAACUGCAGAUCCUGACAGUGAGAUUGCCACAACCAGUCUGCGGGUAUCUCUGAUGUGUCCUCUGGGAAAAAUGAGACUGACAAUCCCAUGCCGGGCUGUUACUUGCACACACCUGCAAUGUUUUGAUGCUGCUCUUUAUCUUCAAAUGAAUGAAAAGAAGCCUACCUGGAUCUGCCCUGUCUGUGACAAAAAGGCAGCUUACGAGAGCCUAAUAUUAGAUGGGCUCUUUAUGGAAAUCCUUAAUGAAUGUUCAGAUGUGGAUGAGAUCAAAUUCCAAGAAGAUGGAUCCUGGUGCCCUAUGAGGCCAAAGAAAGAAGCUGUGAAAGUCUCAAGUCCACAAUGCACCAAAAUAGAAAGUUCUAGUGUUGUUAGCAAACCGUGUUCUGUGACGGUAGCCAAUGAGGUAAACAAGAAGAAAGUUGACGUUAUUGACUUGACAAUAGAAAGCUCUUCUGAUGAAGAGGAAGAUCCUCCCGCCAAAAGGAAGUGCAUAUUUAUGUCUGAAACGCAAGGGAGCCCAACCAAAGGGUUUGUCAAUUUUAAAGGUUCUCAUGUAUCAGCCAUCUACUGUCAGAGUGCCCAGUGUGACAACGGUCGAUGCUGCUGCUAUUCCUCCUUCAUUAACGGACUACCCGGUACCGUUCCAUCAUCCACCGAUAUCCAGUAUUUCAUCGGACUUGCCAGACAUACCCUAAAUGCCUAUGAUGUAUUCUUCAACACUGCUGCUAAAUAUCAGACAAAAGACACAAAACGGGGAUGAUAUUAGAAAUGUUUCCUUAUUGGCUGCCCGUGGGUGGAGGAAGAGACCUGCUGCUUGUUUUUGGACUUGUGCAUGUUGUGACUUUACUUCAUUCCAGCAUCUUUUAUGUGAUGACAUUCUUCAUGUCCCAGUUUGGCCAAGUCAGGUACAAUAUGCAGUGAAACUUGCAUUAUGAACCAACAGCUCCAAAUGGCAACCUCCAUCUAAGCAACCACAUUGAACCACCCUGCAAUAUCCAGUGAAUAAUACAUCAUUAUGUCAUUCUCAUUCUUAAAAAGAGCCACUUGUACUAAAUAACUCGUUUUGCUGCUGCCUGAAGUAGUCGUUGAGAGUGGUGUCACAGUGGUAUAUUCCAUUUAGAAACUGUGUAACAAUUACAAAAUCUGUUCUACGACCACAAAAAAAAGUUCCUUAAAUUUGUUGUGUAUGAAUAAAAGAACGGCUCAUCAAGUUAUUGUCCUUCUCUUCUUUCUAGGUCUGGAUUUUCUUUCACUAAUCCCAGUUGAAUCACAGGUAUGUUUCUGAAUGGCUGGGGGGUUAAAAUUGCCAACUCUGGUUUUUGUCAUAUACUGUUCGAGUGUAUUUCAGGGUGCUGUCAUCAUCUGUGCGGCGUUUGCAGUCCACUUGCUUAGACCUGACCACAAAGCAGGAAAAUCCCAUUUUCCCAGCGAGAGGUGGCAAUGAAAGGUGCAUUAAGGGAGGGUUUGGUUUAGCCUUACUGUGAUAAAACCAGGCAUGGAAACCCGCUCUUUAUCGAUAGUUUGCCUUUCUGAAGCAAGUACUUGUGCAGCACUAACGUGAAUACACCCACUACGUUACCUCACGCUCUUAGUUCAUGCUGUGUGUCUGCAGGCCAGAUUAAGCUCUGUAAUUAUACUGCAGUGAUUGUUGUUUCAUUGGUUUCGAUAUCAGUAGGAGAUUGUUAGAAAGAAAAUACCUUCAUUAAUUUGAUGGGCACAUGACUGAACGCUUCUAUAAUAAAUCCCUCCGUGUAACACGUAAAUCCCAUUGGCUUUGGAUUAUAUGGAAAUUGUGUAAGUCAAAAGUAACAAGGUGGUGCUUUUCCUUCCCUGGAAACUUAAAGUUUAUGUAGUUAGGGAGAACGAUUCUUACCGUAACUAGAUUCUUACACAGACAGACUAGGGCUGAAGCGUGGGGGAAUACUGGCUCCCUAAGACAAGAGGAUCUGAAGCAGACCCUCUGUUUCAUCUCCCUGUCACUAGAAGACAACAGGAAUAAGACUCUGCAGUAGAGUUGACUUUCUGGUGCCUUAAAAGCAAAGGACGAACUUCCUCCUUUUCUUUCCGCUUACUGCAUCUUGCAAUACUCUGUGCCUGACCUUGAGAUCUGAACUGCCAAAAGUGGGACUAACAGAAGUUUGUUGAUGUGUGAGACUGGAAGCAGGUAUGCUGCUGGGAAGUGUCCACUUUGGACAGUUCAAACAGUUCAGGCUCAGUUCCAAACUUAUGCCCGAGAUUGGAAUCCACAGGGUAAGAGAGUGCAAGGUGUGCUGAGCGGCGUGCGUGUGCGCGGGUGGGUGCCUUACAUUAUCCUCGUCUCUGACACCUGUGGCAGCCGUGUCCUGUUUCUAAAUGCUUAGAAUGUUCAGCUCUGCUUUGAGAAGGCUUGCCUUUCACUUGAGGAAAUUUAAAGCAACUUAGUCAUUUUUUUUUCUUGAUCAGGGCUCAUUUGUCACAACUAAAAUGUGUAGAGACCUGCCUGUACCGUUGUGGGUAGAUGUGAUGCAAAUAUUGAUUAGUACAGCUGCUGCCAUUUGAGGGGAUGAAAUUAUUCUGACCUCCACCAAAGUAGCAGAAUGCUUUUUGCUGCCUUUCAUGAUGAAAGGAGCCUGAAAUAUGCAGUUGUGCCCAGUAGCUAUGGGUGGUGAACAUUCUCCAGAUGCUAAGGUUUUGGGGUUUUUUUGUGGACAUCAUGUGAACAUGAUGGUGUUUUUUAAUGCACUAGUAAAUGCUCAAGCUAACCAGUUAGUAAGAACCAAAAAAAAAAAAGUUGGGGGGGGGGGGGGGGCGGAGGGAAGAAUGAGGGAGAAGGGCUCGUGGCUACCAUCUCUGCUUGCUUACAUGCUGGUUUGCAGAACUCUGGUUCUUGCUCUGCAUGUUUUAACAACGUUCUGCUAGUACUGUGUCUUGUGCUUGUUGUAGGGAAGAUGUAUCUUCAGAGCAUACAUUUCCCUUGUGCAGUUAGUCUCUUCAUUCUUCAUUGUUUGUUUCAAGCAGUACUGUCCUCCUAUGUUUUUGGAUAGUCUCACCUCAACCUUAACAAGCAGCACGCCUGGCAGCAUCAUCACAUCAACCAGUCACCACGAGAGCAGCAUGCACGUUAGCUCCUCCAGCAGGAGCGAGGCAGGAGUGAUAACCAGCAGCGGAGGCAGCGCUCCCGACAUCAUCUCACUGGACUGAAACAAGGGGCAGCACGGGACACCAGGAGAAAUUGCACAGAGCUGCUGCUUGUAUCUCUGGAACUUCAGCAUCUCGGAAGUUAAUUCUGGUAUUUAUUGAAAGGAUUUGCCCUCUGGAAAAUGGCGCAAAUCCAUCUACACUAGGAACAGAAGUAAUAGAUUUCCCCCCGCCCCUGCCCCGCCUUGCUCAUUAAAUAGCUGGAUAGGAAAGGCCCCUUCAGAACAUGUUUUUAUGCUUUCGGCUUGUUCUGGGGAAAGACUUUUUUUAGUUGCUGGGUGGAUUCUGCAAAUGGUUUUUAGUUUUGUUGUAAAACACAGCAAUAAUGUAAAAACAAACUUUUUUAGAUAAAAAAAGCAAUUAACCACUCUAGAACAACAACAGCCUGGACAAAGGUGCAGAUGUGUAUGCAUUGGUAAUUUUUUUUUAAUACUUUUACUGGGGCCUGUAAUAAACUUAAGACAAUAAAGUUUUGUGAAAUAGCCAUGACUUGUCGCAUGUCUCUUGCUCCCCACUUCCACCUUACCAGGGGAUCUAGGGGAAGCCUCUGUAAAGAGGAUUUUUUUUUUUCCUUCCUCCUGAUUUCAUUCUUUUCACAAAUGCAACAAAAUCCUAAGCUGUGACAACUUCUUAAUGUUCUUUGGGCUGGGGAGGGGACAAACUCUAUGCAAACCCUGCAUUACACAAUCUCUGUGCUGUUGUGUCAGAACUAGGACACCACCCCAACCGCCAAAAACUCUGAACUAUGCACAGUUAAGCUAUAGUAGAAUUUCUGGUUUGGUAAUUUUAAGAGGUGAUUAACAAAAAAAAAAAAGCUGUCAAGUUCAAAUUUAGGGUGGUCCUCUUGGAAGCUGCCACCCAUCACUGGGUGCUGAAGUGAAGCACAUGCUUUCUCUGGCAGCUGAAAGGAGCCAGAAGAGGAGUUCUGUUCUCUAGUGCAGGAUUGUUCCUUAAGAUCUCCUGCUCGUGGCUUCUGUGACUUCAGUGGCUGCUUGGGAAUACUGUGCUCUGACCUGCCCUGGGGAGGCUUCAGUUUUUUGAAGAAGAAAGCCGUAACUGCACAGUGUUCCCCACCUAACUGGAGUUAUGUGUUUAGGGCUUAAUGAUGCUUUGUCCCAUGUUUCAUGGCCUCCUAGUCAUGGCUUUUCUAAUUUAAUUGGAAUAAUUUCCUCCUGUUUUACUCCUCUGAUGGAAUCCGAUGCUUUUGUUGCGUGUAUGCAGUGUCUCCCCACACACCUCUAAGGUAACCUCUUCUGCAUGCCAAGGUUAUCAGAUCAGGAAAAUCAAGUUGUUUCCAUGGAGCUGGCAUAAUGGCAUUGCCUAUACCUGUUGACAUAGCAGCUUUUCCAAGUGUUGUGUUUCUAUUAACUGUGUUUGAGAUUCUCUUCCCUAUUACCAGCUUUCACUUUUUGCUAACUUUGUGUUCCUUUUCUCUUAUUCUUUUAGUUGGAUGUCCAGUGCUUUUUGCUUUCUGUUUCUGUUAGAGUAUUUGACUGAAGUUGACACGGGAUGUAUUGUAACUCUUGUCUGCCCUGUACUCCCACCUUUAAUGCUGCAUUACUGUUCCUCAUGGCCUUUUUUGUAUGGUCUUUCACAGCAGUCUUCACAUGUUGGUCUUAAUAUUGCUUCCAGUCUUUCCUCUCCUUUCCUUAGCUGCUGGAUUUUUAAAACCUGUUAAGGAUCAGUUUUUAGCGUGAUUUAUUUCCAAUAAAGCCAUGCUACUCAUGAAGUUUUUUCCUAAUGGCCUGCAGCAGAUCAGUGCUUUCUGCAUCACAAUUGCACAGUGACUUGAACUACAGAGUGUAGAGAGAGGUUCUGGAGUCAUUCUGAAUAAAGUGUUUAAAACUGG